Messenger RNA from Sphaeroforma arctica JP610, 438 nucleotides. RefSeq lists its product as hypothetical. The record is from RefSeq and is a predicted model, not a curated record. The transcript has a single exon. NCBI's taxonomy places the organism in Eukaryota, Ichthyosporea, Ichthyophonida. Bases 82 to 390 code for a protein of 102 amino acids.
CAAAUUUUAAAGCACAUGUAAGCAUCUUGAUAAUGUUUCUGAUUUAUUCCUAAUUGUUCUUCGCCACACAGAAUCUUCGGGAUGUUCAUGCUCGUGAUGGAAGCACCUUUCAUCUGGAAGGUCACGGGCGUUACUGAGCAGAUCAACAAACUCUUCUCGUCGUUGUGGAUGAAGGCUGUGGUGUAUGCGCUGUUCCCGUUGUUCGGCUUCAUCUGCUUUGGUGUAACCACGCUGGUGGGUAUGAUUCUCAUCUGGACUGUGGCCGCGUGUUACAUCUCACUAUUCUUGGCCUAUAGGAAGGCGAAGAAUGCGAAUGCCAUGCAGAACGCUAUCCACAUGCAAGGCACAGAUCAAGACCACUUCGUGGCCCAAGGCGGUUCCAGGGUAUAGUAAAAACCCGUUUAUUAAACCUUUGUAUUGCUCCCCACAAUCAUCAAU